This is a messenger RNA of Aplosporella prunicola CBS 121167, 503 nucleotides long. RefSeq lists its product as uncharacterized. NCBI's taxonomy places the organism in Eukaryota, Fungi, Ascomycota, Dothideomycetes, Botryosphaeriales, Aplosporellaceae. Bases 1 to 354 code for a protein of 117 amino acids. The transcript has a single exon. The record is from RefSeq and is a predicted model, not a curated record.
AUGCCAAACCUCAUUCUCCGGCAAAUCCUCAGCGCCCUCCUGCCCAUCAUGGUGCUCUGCCCGCUCAUCUGCUCAGUCGCCACCAUACUGCUGCACGCCUGGAUCCAGAUCCGAGAGCGGCGCGCGCAUCUAUCCCGCGCACGGGACAGCGCCAGCCUCGUCAGCGUCGAUGAUGUCGAGUUAGAGGACCUGGACGCUGAGGGGAAGAAGGUCGAUGCUGGGACGGAGGUGGGUGAUGAGGAUUGUUCGAAUUCGAGUGAGCGGGGUGAAGGCGAUGAGAUGGAUGAGUUGGAGGAUGUGGAGUUGGAUCGGGAGAGGGAUUGGGCGAUGAGGUGGGUGCAGGGGUGGGAUUAGGUGUGGUGUGCUGGGGCGGGCGGGCGGUUGGGAGGCCUGGGUGGAUGUGGGAAGAGGGGUUCAGGGGAGCACACAAUAAUAUUAGGUAGAACAAAUCUUGGAAAUUGACACUGGCCAUGGAAAUCGCGCAGCAGUGACAAAUAUUCUGC